Alligator sinensis (Chinese alligator) is the source of this 900-nucleotide messenger RNA. RefSeq names its product COMM domain-containing protein 5-like. The record is from RefSeq and is a predicted model, not a curated record. Bases 1 to 741 code for a protein of 246 amino acids. The transcript has 7 exons. Lineage: Eukaryota; Metazoa; Chordata; Crocodylia; Alligatoridae. Gene Ontology annotation, cellular component: nucleus.
AUGACAGCACUGGUUGAUGUCCAUAUAGCAGGUGGUGGUUGUCUAACUCUUGCACCUGCCAGUCAGUCACCUGCUACUUUCCUCCUGCGGAGUAAUAGCUUAAUAGCAGCGGGGAUAAAGGCUAGCCUUCUCAUCCAAACCAAAUUUCAGACAGUAUUUGUGCUUAUUCCCACUCCCAGAGUUUUCCCUUCUUUAAAUGAGUUUCCUGUUCAUUUCUUUGUUGCAGUAACUGUAAGUGCAUUGGAAGGAAAUGAUUGCAAAGACUCUGUGCGGAUGAUUGCAGAAAAUGCCGAUUUGUCAGAAGAGCAGCUUGCUGUCCUCAUCUCGGGCAUGUACACGCUCCUCAGAGAAGCCUUGCGCCUUCCUCUACCAACUUUCAAACAAGAAGUUUUCAAGGAAGAUCUGAAGGAUCUCAGGAUACCAGACGAUUUCAUCGCAGACUUUGCCAGCGUAGUCUUUGGUAACAGACGUCCUGUUCUUGAAGCCACAACCCUGAAACAAGCAAAUAGUUUGCCAAGAGUCAAAGACUUCCAGUGGAGGGUGGAUGUGGCUAUAUCUACAAGCUCGCUGGCCCGUGCAUUGCAGCCAUCCAUCUUAAUGCUGCUGAAGCUUUCGGAUGGGGAAGCUCAUCGUUUUGAAGUGCCGGUUGCAAAGUUUCAAGAAUUACGUUAUAACAUUGCCCUAAUACUGAAAGAAAUGAAUGAUUUGGAGAAAAGAAGUGUUCUGAAAAUCCAGGACUGAACCUUUCAGCUAGUGAAUGAACAGAGCAAGUCUGAAACCCUUAAAGAGAAUUGUGAAUUGCAAAAUGAAGAACCAGCACCAUUUUGCAUGUCUGUAUUGUAACAUUAACAUUUCUAACGUUGCUGUAAAUAUUUUUCAAUUAAAGUGUUAAAAGCCUCA